AUGGCACCAGCGAUCAUGUGUUUUGGAAGGAAACCCGUGGACCACAAGUCCAAGAAGAAUGAGGACAUUGAGAAGAACCUGCGCCUGGAUAGGAAGAAGGCGGAGCGCGAGGUGAAGCUCCUGCUGCUUGGUGCUGGUGAAAGUGGAAAGUCGACGGUUCUAAAGCAGAUGCGCAUCAUCAACGCGGGAGGAUUUGGCAAGCACGAGCGCCAGACAUGGCGCGCAACCAUCUUCAACAACUUGGUGUCCGCAUUCCAGACCAUCUACGCUGCCAUGCAGGAGGACGACACGGAUUUCGAGGACGAGGACUGCGUUCGAUACUCGGAGCUGGUCAACUCUGCGCCAGACAUUGGCACCGAAGAGCCCAUGCCUGAGGAAUUCUAUCACGCCUUCAGCUGCCUGUGGGCCGACAAAGGCGUGCAAUUGACAAUCCUGAAGGGUAAUCAAUAUGCUCUACACGACAACCUCAGCUACUUCUUCCAAGACAUCGACCGACUCUUCAUGAAAGACUUCCUCCCCACAGACCAGGACAUUCUGCGUACACGACUACGAACAACGGGCAUCUCCGAGACCAUAUUCGAGCUGGGCAACCUGACAUACAAGAUGGUCGAUGUUGGUGGUCAACGAUCAGAACGCAAAAAGUGGAUCCACGUGUUCGACAACGUGCAGGUCGUACUCUUCCUUGUGGCUAUCAGUGGUUAUGACCAUGUCUUGGUGGAAGACAGGAAUGGGAAUCAAAUGCACGAAGCAUUGAUGCUCUUCGAGUCCAUAUCGAACUCCAAAUACUUCGAGAAGUCGGCUCUCAUCCUCUUCCUUAACAAAAUUGAUCUUUUCCGCGAGAAGGUCGCCGGCGGCAUGAGCCCAGUCGCACAGGUCUUCCCUGACUACACUGGAGGGCCGAACGAUGUCGAAGCAGGCCAGGAGUUCUUCGCAAACAAAUUCCGUAAUCUGGUACGGCAGCCCAAGAAGGAGGUCUACGUCCACUACACAAACGCUACGGAUACAGACUUGUUGAAAAAGACAAUGGCCUCGGUCCAGGACAUGAUCGUACAGCGCAACCUCAAUGCUCUGAUACUCUGA
Messenger RNA from Ascochyta rabiei, 1080 nucleotides. RefSeq lists its product as uncharacterized. The transcript is spliced from 5 exons. Gene Ontology annotation, molecular function: G-protein beta/gamma-subunit complex binding; GTP binding; G protein-coupled receptor binding. Lineage: Eukaryota; Fungi; Ascomycota; Dothideomycetes; Pleosporales; Didymellaceae. The coding region runs from base 1 to 1080 and encodes 359 amino acids. Gene Ontology annotation, cellular component: heterotrimeric G-protein complex. The record is from RefSeq and is a predicted model, not a curated record. Gene Ontology annotation, biological process: G protein-coupled receptor signaling pathway.